Molecule: messenger RNA, 4170 nt
Organism: Babesia bovis T2Bo
Lineage: Eukaryota; Apicomplexa; Aconoidasida; Piroplasmida; Babesiidae
Product: variant erythrocyte surface antigen-1 alpha subunit
Exons: 3
Coding region: 61-4110 (1349 amino acids)
Source: RefSeq, a predicted model, not a curated record
UUCCACCCCAAUAGCCAGACCACUCUCUCACCACUGUGAGUACUCCUAGAAGCACUGACAAUGGCCCCUGCAAGCACUUUCACGCCGAAGGCGUCCCUGACUGACGCUCCUACCAACCUGAAGGAGGCCAUUGACUGGGUCCUGAGGGUAACUGGUAAGGAUGGUAAGAAGAAUGAUGAAUGCAUAUGUGGCCUGGCGGCGGCCGUGACUGACCUACUGCAGUCAGUACAACUGGAGUACAAUGGAUAUCAAGGAGAUACUAAGGAAGUUGACACCAGCAAAGGCGCCUCUGAACAGCAAGUCACAGACCGUCUCAAUGGGCUAUUCUCUCUGGUACAGGGACUAGGUGGUACUGCAGUGGUCCGGACCUAUAUAGACCAGCUGGCACAGGUACUCAGUGCACUCGUUGGGUGGAGUGAGAUAGUGAAGUGUUGGGGCAGUGGUGGCGAUGGCAGCUGCAAGGGUGGUGGUACGGGCAAUGAACACGGCCAAAAUGGCACGUGCGAGUAUCUAGAGGAUGUUAAGCCGAACAAACCAUGUGAACAGUGUAAGUGUAUGAAAUGGAAAGUGAAGAAUCCGAACACCGAUGGAACACCACUGGGAAGGAAGUGUCAGAGGUGUAGUGAUAGUGGUGAUGAUGAUACGUGUAGUUGUAGUCCUCCUGGUGGUGGCGGUUGUAGUCCUGGCAAGUGCAAAUGCGCUUUAGCUGGCAAAUGCUGCAAGUGUUGUUGUAAGGGUAGAUGUGGGUGUAAGAAGGAGUGUAGAUGUAUCGAAGAAGACAAAGACAAGGUCAACGACACAUAUAAGCGUGGUCACCGUAUAUACAAUGACUCGUAUCAGUCAGCAUAUGGAGAAAUGUCGUUUCCAUAUAUAGGUGAAGAAGGAUAUUAUCUUAUCAAAUCCGUAUGGACAGAUCUACUGGAGAGGGGUGGUAGUAUGCCCCCGUCACAACGUCGCCACCACUGUGCCCAGACAUUACUGGGCUCAGUAUGUCUCAUCUGGAGUGGCAUUACUUAUAUGUAUUGGACAGGCAAGUACCAUAAAAGUAGUCCCCGGUGGAACAACCACAUUUUGGAUGGUAGUGGUCUCGAUGAUGGUACCCUAUCACAAUGGCUACAGGCCCUAGGGUUUCCUAGGGAUAUGCUUAAUAACCAUGGUCCUGGAAAUAGAUGGGAUGCUAUUAUAUGGGAUGGGUUUAUGGGUAAGUUAUAUUUGGGAUUCCCGCAUACCAGUGACAAUGCUGCCCAUGGCAGUGACCAUAAUGAUAAUACAUUUAGGAGUCCAGCUGGUAUGAACUAUGCUGGAUAUAUACAUACCGUAGACAGGGGUGCAUUUGAUAGUGAUGUCUUUAAGGAGAAUGGCAAGGACAUUAACAAGAACAAGCUCGGUGCCAUUUUCAAGCUAUAUAUUCUAUCAUGUGCCUAUUUUACUGGGUUACAGAAAAAGAAUACCACUGAAAGUACUCCAAGAACCCCUAAAACCAUCCGGGAAAUCUUAUACUGGCUUAGUGCAUUGCCCUAUAGUCCGGCAUACCCAGAGAUACUGCAGCAUUCCAAGGAAGUAAUGAAGAAGGUAGCACCAGACGUCGGAGACAAAAAGCAACUUUCGUUCUACCAAACAGGCCGCACAGCACCCAUUACCGUUCAUGAAUUCAACCUGUUUGCCCACUUCCAAGCGGUGACCCAGUACUGCCCACUGGUCCUCAUAGGUAUCCAAGGAGGAUUACACAGUACUAAGGGCACUGACAAGACUACAGAACCACCUAUCCAUUCACUCUACGCUAACACUGAAUGCCACUUCACCUACCCAGCAGUGUCCAUCCAGGCAUACAACCAGGUGGUACACUACAUUAGGGCUCUGUUCUACCAGUUGUACUUCCUUAGGAAGCAAUGUGCAGUUAAAGUGGCUCUAGGAGGGAAGUGGCGUGAGUGUAGGUAUGGGGAUGGAGUGCUUGGGAGGGAUGUAGUUAGCUGGAUGUGCCUGGGGUGUGACCCCAUGGGACAUGAUAGGAAAUGUAGGGUAGAGAAGGUAAAGGAGGGGUUGGGUGGGGUAGUGAAUAAGCUAAAGGCAUUGGAAGGGGAGGCUGAGAGCACAGGGGGGAUCAAUGGGGUGAAAGAGUUAAGGGAAGGAAUAGAGAAGCUGAGGGAUAUACUGGAGGCUAUCGGUGAAGUGGUGGUACAAUUGGGUAAUGCCCAGGAGAGGUUGGAUAGGGGGAAUGCAGAUCUAGGGGGAGUGAUGAAUGCACUAAAGAAAGUAGAGGGGGUGAACAAUGGGACGAAUGAUUUCAAGGGGGUACUACAGGAGGUACUAGGGAGAUUGGAGAAACUGGUGGAGGCACUAGAGAAGGCGGGUGGACUAAAGGAUGUUAAGGAGAAGGUUAAGACGGCACUAACGGCGGCUAAGGAUGUAGUGGGGAAGCAGAACGGUACUGAUGUUGAUCCAUGUAAGAACCUAGUGAGUGCUGCUAUCGAUGGCUUGCAAAAGGCAUUGGAUGCAUUGAAGGAGGGAGUGGAGAAGGACAUAAUAGAAAAGCAAAGACGAUUAUUGGAAGCGAAAAAGAAUCUAUCGCAUGUAUUUGCAGUAGGUGUAUCGGUUGAUGAAGAGUACACCGCACUACUCAAUGCCAUUAACCAGCUCAUCUCCAUCUGCAACUCUCCCAAGUGCCCUGGAUGUACAAAACACUCCACCAAGUGCGGCCAAAAAGCAGAGUCCACUAUCUGUGAGAAAUGCCUCCAACCCACCACCACUGGUGUUCCCUCCCCCCUACAGGCAUUCCUCGAAGACAGGUUACCAGGUUUUAGUUGUCAGAAUGUAGUGGACCAGGAGACCGAGAACCCAGACUACCCACUCGCUGCAUCCCACCUAGGACACUGUAAUGGCUCAGGCCAAUGCUGUCCAUUGCCAAUGGGAUUUAGAAAUCAAUUCUAUAGUGGCAUCCGUGAUUGUACCGGUAAACGCCUUUAUGGAAUCCUCUACUUCUUCAGUAACGAGAACAUGAUGCAGUCUUGCGUUUAUACACUAGUGAGGGUCACUGCAGCACUCAGUGCCACAACACCACAGGUACUGGGUGAUGUCUUUGGGUUCUUUAGGGGUGGUGUAGGAGAGAAGGAACAAGGAAAGAACAAGAACGGGCAGGAUGACACGCCAUGUAAGCACGAAGGGGAUCCAUCUCAGAAAAAGGAUGAAGAAUACUUUUGCGGCUGGUGUGCCUCUGGGUUACGUGAUGAGGUAAAGAAGAUAGAGUGGGUACAAAGUGCACUGGGUGGAAAGGACUACAGAACGAGUGUCGGUAAAGCGCUAAUAGAUAUUAAGGGAGACAAGGGUAGUGUGAGUGCUCCAUUGUCCAAUCCUACUACCACCACCACUACUUCCCUCUCGACUCUCACAAAGGACUCCGAGUACCUCUCCCCCCUAACCGGUGAACUGUAUACAGCCGUGAGUGCCACUUUCGGUAACACAUACCUCUCAUGGGUACUAUAUCUAUCAGAUGCGCUUCAUUCAGGACUAGAGUCACUGUCUGAGGCAUUCCGUAAUAUUGAAUGCCGGGGCUGUAAGGGACAGUGUGACCCCAAUAAGUGCAAGAAGGGAGAGCACGGACAGAAGAGUGAUGCAGGUAGCGCCGGACUAUGCCAGUGCCAAUCAAUCGUAUCAUGUACCGGGGUACUGCCAGUGUUGUAUAGACAUGGAUUCAGCUACGGUAACCCAUUCAAUCUGGAGGGGUAUGAACAGAAGGAUGGAGAGACGGAGGGGGAUUAUAGUAUUACACAGAGCAGAGACACGAAGCAUUGCCACGAGUUCUUGGACAGUCUCAGUGCAGUGAUUGACAAGAACAAGCAGGCCACCUCUCAGGAACAGCACCCCCUCACCAAUCUCCUCUCCCAAGUCGGCAAGCUUCAAUACGACAUACGGCUCCCUUGGAUCUUUGUUCUCACGCUAGCAUGGCUAGUGGCGGUACUCUACCUAGCCUUUGGUGCCAUAUGGCCACUGGACUGGGCACAUAUGAGGUCACACUGGUUACGGGGUGGAGAACACCAGUGGCAAUGUAUGUGGUAUAAGGUGAUGACGGGGAGGAAGGGGGUGGAAUUGAUAGAGUAUUUUGGUAGGAGGUAGUGGCAAAGUAGUGGCGCCUUCGGCGCAACAGUGCUGUAAUGUGGUCGUUAGUAUCGUGGC